AUGAAGCUGCAGCGCGCCCUGACUUUCCUCGACAAUGUCACCACCAAGACGGAGGCUGUCCCCAUGCGCCGGUACGCUGGCAGCACUGGCCGCUGCGCUCAGGGCAAGCAGUGGGGUGUCAGCAAGGCCCGCUGGCCCCAGAAGUCCGCCAAGUUCCUCAUCGACCUCCUGAAGAACGCCGAGGCCAACGCCGACACCAAGGGCCUUGACACCGGCAACCUUAUCGUCAAGCACAUCCAGGUCAACCAGGCUCCCAAGGGCCGCCGCCGCACCUACCGUGCCCACGGUCGUAUCAACCCCUACAUGACCAACCCUUGCCACAUCGAGCUGAUCCUCACUGAGGGUGAGGAGGUCGUCCAGAAGGGUCCCCACGUUGUGAAGCGCGAACAGCACCUCAGCUCCCGCCAGCGCGGUGCCCAGAUCCGCGCUGCCCUCACUGAGGCUUAA
Molecule: messenger RNA, 447 nt
Organism: Aspergillus terreus NIH2624
Lineage: Eukaryota; Fungi; Ascomycota; Eurotiomycetes; Eurotiales; Aspergillaceae
Gene: rpl17
Product: 60S ribosomal protein uL22
Exons: 3
Coding region: 1-447 (148 amino acids)
Biological process (GO): cytoplasmic translation
Cellular component (GO): cytosolic large ribosomal subunit; ribosome
Molecular function (GO): structural constituent of ribosome
Source: RefSeq, a predicted model, not a curated record